ACUGUGAGGGACCUUUAAGUUAUUAUAAAUACCAAACUCGAUAAUCUGCAAUCCUGGCGUCUCGUGUUCUUUCUUCUUUAUCGAUAGCGAAAUUCGCAUCAUACCAAACGACGAGCUCAUCACCGUCCGUCAGGCUUUUUCAAAUAACUAGAGCUUUUUCGAAAUCUAGUAUUACAAAUAUGGCCCCAAUAGAUAAACCCACGCACGAAAAGUACGACUACAUCUGCAUUGGCGGAGGAAGUGGAGGCGUGGCUUCGUCGCGACGAGCAGCGUCUUAUGGUAAGAAAGUCGCGCUUAUCGAGGUAUCUCCUCACCUCGGAGGCACAUGUGUCAACGUCGGAUGUGUUCCAAAGAAGAUCAUGUGGCAUGCCGCCGAUCUCGCCGACAAAAUGCGCCAUGCUAGUGCAGGUUACCAUUUCCAGGGCGUCCCAGAGCCCAGCUUCUCCUGGUCCACAUUCAAACCCCAGCGCGACGCCUAUAUUCGCCGCCUGAACAAGAUAUACGAGAACAAUCUUGAAAAAGAGAAAGUUGAAUACCACGCUGGAUUUGCACGACUCGUUUCGACUAACACGGUUGAAGUAACACGGCCAGAUGGCGAGAAAUAUACACUCAGUGCUGACAACAUAUGUAUUGCCACUGGUGGUCGCCCUACUAUACCCACUGAGGAACAAAUCCCCGGUGCUGCACUUGGGAUUGAUUCCGAUGGAUUCUUCGACCUUGAGGAUCAGCCUAAACGCGUCGCAGUUGUCGGUGCAGGAUACAUCGCGGUAGAGCUUGCGGGUGUCUUACACACGCUUGGUUCGGAGACACAUUUGAUCAUUCGCCGCGAUAAAGUUCUGCGCACUUUCGACCCGAUUUUACAGGAUACUUUGACGCCAUGGAUGGAACACACAGGCGUUAAACUGCACAAGAACAGCAAGGUUAUCAAGGUUGAAGGCGAAAAAGGAAAGACGCUCACUGUACACAAGGACAAUGGCGAGAAAAUAGAAGUAGACUGCGUCCUUUGGGCAAUUGGGCGUCAUGCGAACACCGAGAACUUGGGACUUGAGGAACUCCAGAUUCAACUGGACAAAAAGGGUGAUGUUGUCGUGGAUGAGUUCCAGAACUCCAAUGUCAAGGGUAUCACGGCGAUCGGCGACGUGCAAGGAAAGGCAUUGCUGACGCCUGUGGCCAUCGCGGCUGGGAGAAGGCUAUCAAAUAGGCUGUUUGGACCCGAGAAAUUUAAGAAUGAUAAACUAUCCUACGAAGAUAUUCCAACUGUGGUAUUCUCACACCCUACCAUCGGUACCGUUGGUCUCACUGAACCUGAGGCACGCGAGAAGUAUGGCGAUGCAGUUAAAGUUUACAAAUCAUCGUUCCGCGGUCUCUAUUUCUCUAUGGUUGACGAAGACCACAAAGAACCUACGGUGUAUAAAUUAAUUGUAGUUGGCGAAGAAGAGAAGGUUGUAGGUGUACAUAUCAUCGGACAAGGAAGCGACGAGGUUUUACAAGGCUUCGCUGUCGCUGUGAAGAUGGGCGCUCGCAAAGCCGACUUGGAUGAUACCGUAGCCAUUCAUCCUACUUCCGCUGAAGACUUGUCACACUUCGUUGAAUAACGCUAUUGCGUCGGAUAGAAGGUAGAUCGCAAUACAUCAGCCUGUCUGUUCCUGUUGUAUCGUACAAUGCUUAUAGUUAAAACAUUCGCCU
Serpula lacrymans var. lacrymans S7.9 is the source of this 1686-nucleotide messenger RNA. RefSeq lists its product as uncharacterized. Lineage: Eukaryota; Fungi; Basidiomycota; Agaricomycetes; Boletales; Serpulaceae. The transcript has 9 exons. The record is from RefSeq and is a predicted model, not a curated record. Gene Ontology annotation, cellular component: mitochondrion; cytosol. The coding region runs from base 180 to 1595 and encodes 471 amino acids. Gene Ontology annotation, molecular function: glutathione-disulfide reductase (NADPH) activity; flavin adenine dinucleotide binding; NADP binding. Gene Ontology annotation, biological process: cellular response to oxidative stress; glutathione metabolic process; cell redox homeostasis.